Molecule: messenger RNA, 933 nt
Organism: Brassica oleracea var. oleracea
Lineage: Eukaryota; Viridiplantae; Streptophyta; Magnoliopsida; Brassicales; Brassicaceae
Product: glutathione S-transferase T3-like
Exons: 1
Coding region: 1-933 (310 amino acids)
Source: RefSeq, a predicted model, not a curated record
AUGGAUCCAAACAAUCUUCCUAGCAAGUCCUCUAGCUACGUAGGACUACUUCACAGUCAACAAGGUAGCGUGUUCCAUGAAAACUUUCCUUAUGAAAGUUUUCAUUCUAGUGUUAACUUCGGAGAAUCACAGCCUUUUCCGGCUUUCAGCUCACAACAAUCUCAAGAUGCACCAUUAGAGCCACCAGUACAGACACCAGCUGCCCGUGGUGUAAGGCGCAAAUGGAAUCCAGAAGAUGAUGAGGUGCUGAUCAGUGCGUGGCUUAACACUUCGAAGGAUGCGAUUGUUGCAAAUGAGCAGAGGUCGGGGGCCUUCUGGAAACGGGUUGCUGCUUAUUAUGCAGCAAGUCCCCAUGGAAGAGAGGAUGGUGGGAGAGAGCACGGUUGUUGCAAGAAGAGGUGGCACAGAAUUAAUGAAGAUGUUAACAAGUUCUGUGCCGCAUACUCGGCAGCAGAGCGAGAAAUGAGAAGUGGUGAGAGUGACACUGACGUUCUGAAGAAGGCACAUGACAUUUUCUUCUCUGAUCAAGAGCACAAGUUCACACUUGAACACGCUUGGUGUGUGUUGAGGUUUGAACAGAAGUGUCUCAGCCUCAACACACCCACGACUGGUGGCAUUUCGAAGAGGAAGAAUGUGGAGGUAAAUUCCCAAACAUCUACCAACGAAGGCUUCGUUGAUGUUGAGAGCAGGCCCGAAGGUGUCAAGGCUGAUAAGGCUAAAAGAAACACGGGUAAAGGGACCACUGUGGCUGAGAUUGCGACCGUUUGGGAAAUGAAGAAGGACAAUUUGGUGAGGAAGGAGAGACUGUCGAAAAUGGGCUACUUUUAUUCAAUCUAUCCGACUACCACAAGGUCAGAAGCAUUCAUUAUUUGCUCAAACCCAAGAAGCUGUGCGAAAAGAUGUCGAGCGUGCAUUCGGAGUCCUACAAGCUAG